AUGAAUAUAAAUCUAAGCGACAUAUUCACGACAGCAGGACGACAACACACACAGAAGGAAGACAGAUACACAAAAAACACAAUUGGAAUACACACAAGCAUCCUUGCAAGUACCAAGAUAUCCACGUUUCCUCGAAGCUCAAGAAUAAAAAACAGGCACAUUGACACAUCUCCUCAUCGCAUCCUUGAUGCGCCAGGAAUGCUUGAUGAUUACUAUCUGAACCUUCUAGACUGGAGCACUACAAAUAUAGUUGUGAUUGGGCUUGGAGAGGCAGUGUAUGGAUAUAGUGUUCACGACAAGAGUGUGGUUGAGAUGUAUUCAGGGAGCGAUUAUGUUUCGUCUGUGAAGACCAGCGGAAAUAUGCUGUGCAUUGGUAAUUCAGACGGAUCGAUGAAUCUUAUUGAUAUGUGCACCAACAAAGUCAUGCAAAGCAUAAAAAAUCAUAAUGCAAGAAUUUCCUCAUUGAGCUGGAAUGGAAAUAUAAUUAGUAGCGGAGAUAAAGCCGGAAGGCUUUGCAACAUGGACAUACGAUCAGGACAAGUAUCUGCAAUAGGAGGGCAUUCUCAAGAGAUCUGUGGACUUGCAUGGAGUGCAGACCUUAGGUAUUUGGCUAGUGGAGGAAACGACAAUACAAUACGUAUCUGGCAGCUUGGAAAUAACAAUUCGCAAACUCUUUCAGGGCAUAAAUCUGCAGUCAAGGCACUGGCAUGGUGCCCAUGGAGAUCAGGCAUCUUAACAUCUGGAGGAGGAACAAAAGACAUGACAAUCAAAUUCUGGGAUGUCACAGAAAACAAACUUGAAAGAAGCAUCGACACACACUCACAAGUAUGCACACUCACAUACCUUCCAAAAUACAAGGAAAUCAUCUCUUCACACGGAUACAGUGAAAAUGACAUACGGAUAUGGAAAGCAUCAACCAUGAGCCUGAUCUCAUCGUUUGGUAAGCAUGGCUCAAGAGUCCUUCACGUUGCUCCAAGCCCUGAUGGAUCAGAGCUCGCUUCUGCAUCUGCAGAUGAAAACCUGAAGUUCUGGAAACUAUUCAGUGUAGAAAAGCCAGUACCAAGAAGAGACAGUCUUCCUUUCAGAUGA
Messenger RNA from Ordospora colligata OC4, 1089 nucleotides. RefSeq names its product WD40 domain-containing protein. Bases 1 to 1089 code for a protein of 362 amino acids. Gene Ontology annotation, molecular function: anaphase-promoting complex binding; ubiquitin ligase activator activity; protein binding. The transcript has a single exon. Gene Ontology annotation, cellular component: anaphase-promoting complex. Gene Ontology annotation, biological process: positive regulation of anaphase-promoting complex-dependent catabolic process; anaphase-promoting complex-dependent catabolic process; positive regulation of ubiquitin protein ligase activity. NCBI's taxonomy places the organism in Eukaryota, Fungi, Microsporidia, Ordosporidae. The record is from RefSeq and is a predicted model, not a curated record.